Molecule: messenger RNA, 1804 nt
Organism: Nymphaea colorata (pocket water lily)
Lineage: Eukaryota; Viridiplantae; Streptophyta; Magnoliopsida; Nymphaeales; Nymphaeaceae
Product: F-box/kelch-repeat protein SKIP4
Exons: 3
Coding region: 216-1286 (356 amino acids)
Molecular function (GO): protein binding
Source: RefSeq, a predicted model, not a curated record
CUGGUCUCGUUCCGUCGUUCUUAUUUAUUCACUUGCGUUGCGUAAUGCCAAAUUUCUGCGGACAGCAAUACCGCAAGGACCGAAUUAGGAUCUUCCAGUGACGUCAGGCUUUGCCAGCCCCGCAAGAACAUUUCGUUUGAAUUGUACUGCGGGGACGUACCCGGCUGUCUUUUAAACUUGCGUAAGCAGUAGUUGGAAUUCGGUUCCUGCAGAUAAUGGAGAUGGAGACAUCUAAUGGUAGCAUACCUGCAGAAGAAGCUCAUACAUCAUUGAUCCAUGGUCUUCCUGAUGACCUUGCUCUUCUUUGCUUAGCGAGGGUUCCACGGACUUACCAUCAUGUAUUAAAAUGUGUCUCAAAAAGAUGGAAGGCACUUCUAUGCAGUGAUGUGUGGUACUCUUGUCGGCAGAAUCUUCAGUUGGCAGAGUCCUGGGUUUAUGCUUUUUGUAGGGACUCUUGUGAUUGUCUCUGCAUUUAUGUCUUAGAUCCCUCCAGAAGAUGUUGGAAGCACAUUAAAGAUCCCCCAAUCCCAUGCAUGAAAAGAUAUGGCAUGGCAUAUGCAGUACUGGAACGAAAAUUGUAUUUGCUGGGUGGCUGUGGUGAAUCUGAAGAUGCAAGUGAUGAUGCCUACUGCUAUGAUGCUCUCACAGACACAUGGGAAAAAGUAGCCUCGUUGUUAGUUCCAAGGUGUCAUUUUGCAUGUGAAGCUUUAGAUGGAUGUUUGUAUGCUGUUGGAGGCAUGGGCUUGACUUAUGAAUCAUUACAGACAUGGGAGAUAUAUGAUCCACAUGUAAACUCAUGGCAAUGUUCUAGUGAUCCCAGCAUUCCUUCAGAUAUAGGAGAAUCUGCAAUAGUCAACGGGAAAAUGUAUAUUCGCCAUAUCAGCCCUGACAUAGUCCCAAAUUCAUAUGCAGCUAUGUUCGACCUCUCAGACAACAAAUGGCAUCCUGUGGAUAAUGAAAUGGUGAUGGGGUGGCGUGGACCGGCAGUAGUGGUUGGAGGAAGUCUCUAUGUCUUGGAUCAGACCUCAGGAAUCAAACUAAUGACCUGGAAAGAAGAAACUAGAGAAUGGGCUUUAGUUGGUAGGCUUUCAACAUUGUUUACAAAGCCACCUUGCUGUGUUGCUGCUAUCGGCAAAAGAAUUUUUGUGAUUGGGAAGGGGCUAAAUACUGUGGUUAUUGACACACAGACAGCUGGAAGAAUCCAAGGUAUAAUGCUAUGCACUUCCAUUCCAGGCUUGGUGGAUUUUGAUGAUCUAGUAGUAAGCUGCAAAACAAUUUCAAUUUGAUAUGAUUAUAAAGGUCGCAGCCUUGUUGCGUUGAAGCUAUGUGCAGCUGUUUCUUCCUGCAGCAAAUUUGUUCAUUAUUCUUCUAUUGAUUAGUAAAGAGUACGAAAACAAAAAGGAAGAGAGAACCAGUAGUUUGAUGAUCACACAGGAAUUCAGUCGAUAUUGUACUUCUAUAUUUUAUUUUGAAUCUUUUUCACCGUAUAGACCCUUGUAAAUUGUGGCACGUUCACCUUGAACUUGUAUAUUGUGGCAUGUUGUGCCAUUUGUGUGCUUUGGGAAUGUAAGCUUUUGAUAAUAUUCCCCAAUGUUUAGGCACCCUUGUGCUACUGGCAUCCUUCCUGUUGCUGGGAAGAACUUGCCCAGAAACGAGAACAUGUGUAAAAUGACACUUCUGCAUUUGAGUUUGUAUCUUAUACUUUUAUUUGAGGGCCUGUAUGUUUCAGGCAGCAGAAAGGAACCCACCUUCAUGUGAAUUGAAAAUUUUCUGGACAUUAACAUUUAACUUACAUUGUUUCACA